Messenger RNA from Ogataea philodendri, 372 nucleotides. RefSeq lists its product as uncharacterized. The coding region runs from base 1 to 372 and encodes 123 amino acids. The transcript has a single exon. Lineage: Eukaryota; Fungi; Ascomycota; Pichiomycetes; Pichiales; Pichiaceae. Gene Ontology annotation, biological process: DNA-templated transcription; termination of RNA polymerase I transcription. Gene Ontology annotation, molecular function: zinc ion binding; DNA-directed RNA polymerase activity; nucleic acid binding. The record is from RefSeq and is a predicted model, not a curated record. Gene Ontology annotation, cellular component: RNA polymerase I complex.
AUGUCUACCGUUGGAUCGCUUAUAUUUUGCCAGGACUGCGGAACAUUGUUGGACUCAUUCGCCAACAAAUCGUCCAUCGAAUGCAAACUUUGCCAAAAAAGCUACGAAACAAAACAUUUUGCCAACUUGAAGGUGGUAACUCACACCGCUUCAAACGCUUUUCCAUCAUCUUUAAAAGCCAAGAAAUCGCUCGUUAAAACCUCGUUGAAAACCAGCGAAGUCGAGGAAGGAGCAACAAUUAAAGAGAAAUGCCCAAAGUGUGGCCACGACGAAAUGCAAUACCAAACUUUGCAACUGCGGUCGGCAGACGAAGGUGCUACCGUCUUCUACACAUGCACGUCUUGUGGCUACAAAUUCAGAACUAACAAUUAG